AUGCGGAUUUACAAGAGUAAGACUACAAGAUGUUCUUAUGCUACUGAAGAUUUAAAAAAUGCUGCGAGGGCUGUAAACGAUGGAGGAAAAAGUGUUAAUGCCGCUGCUAACCAAUUCGGUAUCAAACGGAUGACUUUGACAAGAUUUUUGAAGAAAUUAAAUGAAGGUGGUGAUUUAUCCAUGGGCUAUGCAACACUGAGGCAAGUAUUUUCUUCUACACAGGAAGACUCACUGAAAAAAUACUUGCUACAAAUGGCAUCAAUCUUUUAUGGAUAUUCUCCAAAAGACGUCCGUCGCCUUGCCUAUGAAUGUGCUGCUAAAUUUGGCAUUAAAAUUCCACCCAGCUGGGCUGCAAAUAAGAUGGCCGGAAAAGAAUGGCUUACGAUGUUUUUAAAACGUAACCCCGAGCUAUCCAUACGAAAACCAGAACCCACUAGCCUUGCGGAAGUAAUAGAUAGAUAUGGAUUUACUGAGGCAGACAUUUGGAAUGUAGAUGAGACAGGUGUAUCCACUGUGCUGAAGCCAAAUAAAAUUGUAGCAGCCAAAGUAGUAACUGCUGUAUCUGCUUUUGGAAAUGCUGUACCUCCUAUGUUUGGAUUUCCAAGAAAACAGUUUAGGACACACUUUCUUAACGGUGGUCGCCCUGAAUGUAUAGGAGCAGGCAAUGCUAGUGGAUGGGUUACAGAUGAAGAAUUCUAUCAGUUUAUGCAACAUCUUAUAAAAUAUGUGAAACCAUCCAUUGAGCACCCUGUUCUAUUAGUGCUGGAUAAUCACUCCUCUCACUUGAACGUAAAGACCCUAACUUUGGCAAAAAAGAACGGAGUUGUGAUGUUGUCCUUUCCACCGCAUUGUAGCCACAAAUUACAACCGUUAGAUGUGUCAGUCUUUGGACCGUUCAAAAAAUAUUGCGCUGCUGCUCAAGAUGUAUGGCUACGUAACAACCCGGGGAAAACCAUUAUAAUCUAUGAUAUACCAAAAAUAGUGGCUGAUUCGUUGCCGUUUGCUCAGACAAAUAUAAAUAUUGUUAACGGUUUCCGAAAGACAGGCAUCUUCCCGUAUAAUACAAACAUUUUGGGUGAGGAUGAGUUUUCACCGUCAUUUGUAACCGAUCGACCUGAACCAGAAACUAUCGAGCCGGAAAAAAAUCAUCCAAAGCAAGCUAUGAUGUCCAGCACUGAACCUAAUUCCAUUCUUUCUGCCUCUACCAGUCAAGCUGAACCCGAACCUGGCCCAAGCAACAAAGAAAACGAGAUGUUCAACGUUCGACCAAUACAAGUAUUUUUCUCGGAAAUUGUACGACUCAAAAGGCUGGCCCUAGAAAAGCAGUUGAAAUAA
This is a messenger RNA of Chelonus insularis, 1335 nucleotides long. RefSeq lists its product as uncharacterized. Gene Ontology annotation, molecular function: DNA binding. Lineage: Eukaryota; Metazoa; Arthropoda; Insecta; Hymenoptera; Braconidae. Bases 1 to 1335 code for a protein of 444 amino acids. The record is from RefSeq and is a predicted model, not a curated record. Gene Ontology annotation, cellular component: nucleus. The transcript is spliced from 3 exons.